GUUACUCUCUUUUUCCUUUUGUUUACAUUUGUUUUUCUUUCAUCUUCAUCUCUACUUAAUAUGUUUCAUUUUUCUUCUUCUUCUUCUUCUUUGUAAUUAUUUGUAAUUAUUUGUUAAUUGUUCGCAAUUUAAUCAACAUCGUGUGUCCAUUUUGACCUGUUGGUUGAAAAGAAGAGAAAAAAAUUGUCAACAAAAAGUCAUUUUUUCUCAAUAGUUGCUGAUCUGUAAUUCCACUUUCUGUAUCUCUCUUUUUCUCUGUUUUUAUAUCAAUUGAUUUUCUAAUUACCAAUGUGAUUUAAUCAACCUCUUUCUUUUCAUCUUCUUCUAUCAUCAUCAGUAUUUUCUUCUUCUUCUUCUUCUUCUUCUCUCCAGAAUGACCAAUCAUUCUAUUCUUUUCUGAGUCGCCGAUUUUCUAUUGUGUAUAAUUGCCUUCUCAUUGUGUAUAUUUCUCUCAUCAUUUUCUUUUGUUUAAUUCUAUCCAAAAUUCUACCUCAACACAAAUUUCUAAUUAACUCCAAUUAACCGUUUAUAUGUGUGUCAUUUAUUUGAUUGAAUUCGUAAAAUCUGACGAUGAUUACAGUGAUUAGAUUAAAUUGUCAGAAGAAAAUGAUCAAUGGUUACUUUUAUUCUGUAAUGACACAAGAUUUUUAUCAACAACAAGCCACCGAUACUUAAACCAGUUGAGAUACAAGAAGAAAAUUCAAUCAUCAUCAAUUAUUUAUAUUCUAAUAAAUAAACUAUCCGAAUCUCAUUCACUUUCUAAACAAUCGUGGUAAUCACAACGAGUUUUGAUCUGUUUUUCUCAUGUCCACAUAAUCUACCAGAUUAUCAACUAAUCUCUUCAUUUUUUUUCAUCAUCUAUCCAAGUCAAAGUCUAUCUCUCUCUCUCUCUCUCCUCCUUGGUUGUUUCUUUUUCCAAUCGAAAGCUUUACUAUCUCGCAAAUGGAUGAAGUUCAAUUAUUACACAAUAAACGAACUAACCAGUUAACCCAAAAUUCACUUAAUUCAUCACAAAGACGUAAAAAAUGGACUCUGGUUAUUGUUGGUCUCCUCUUUUGCCUCUAUUUCACCUAUUUUUUCAUCAAUCCAGCUGAUCCAUCAGUCCGAGUCUUGGAUGUUUCAAACAAAUUUCUUCUCAAUGGUUUAAACCAACAAACACCCUCUCAACUUGCCGCCUAUUCAACAUCAUCACUUUCACCAGCAUCUCCAGCAAUCAUUUAUCCUCCCGCUCCACCGAUUAUCCUCCUUUGGACCGCUGCCUUUGAUAGUGAUUCAUGGUGGGGAGCAACUAAUUCACCUUUAGACUGUGAUUGUAUUGUUACCCGAAAUCGAAGUCUCUUGGCUCAAGCGAAAGUUGUAAUUUUCUAUUGGCGGAAUACUAAUCUCAAAGAUUUGCCUAAAUAUAAAUUUGAAGGUCAAACGUGGAUCUGGCAUCAUAUGGAAUCUCCAAUGAACACUUAUAGACGAUCUAGUUUAACCGCUUUCUCUAAUUACAUUGAUUGUUGGUCCAGUUACCGAGCUGAUUCAGAUUUUCCAACUCCAUAUGGAACCAUUAUACCAAAGAAUCAAUCUCAUGAAUCUCACAAAUCAGUUAGUAUUCCCUUUUCAAAGAAAAGUCGUAAUGUGGCCUGGAUGGUUUCCAAUUGUGGAGCCUCAUCGGGAAGAGAUGAAUAUGCUAAAGAGUUAGCUCGUUACAUUGAUGUUGACAUUUAUGGUGCUUGUGGUUCAUUUAAAUGUCCAAGUUCAAAAGGAUCAUAUUGUUACCAGUAUAUUGAGAAAAAGUAUCGAUACUACUUGUCUUUCGAGAAUUCAAUUUGUUCCGAUUAUUAUACCGAGAAGAUAAUCAAUCUUCUUAAUUACACAGUCAUUCCUAUUGUUCUUGGUGGAGCCAAUUAUUCAUCAGUUUUACCAAAUCAUUCGUAUAUCGAUGCUCUUUCAUUUAAAUCACCUCGAUACUUGGCAAUGUUAUUACGAAGUCUAUCUGCCGAUGAGAAAAGAUACAAUUCAUAUUUUGAGUGGAAAUCUCGCUUCACGAUUAACAAUAACGAUUAUCGAACACUUUUUUGCCAAAUAUGCUCCAGAUUGAAACAAUCAACCCAAAGUGGAUUUUCAUUUUCAUCAUCAACCAAAGAUCACCAUCAAUUAAGACGAUCAAAUGUAUUAUGUAACCGUCGACAUAAAGAUUUGGUUAGUUGGUGGUUCAAUGAAGGAUCAUGUAAAUCAUGGACUCCGAUAAAUCGAUUCAAAUUCUGGUCAUAGUCAUGCGAUUGAACUUGAAUUCAUAAAGAAAAAGACGUAGAAGAGAAAAGGUUUUCAGAAAACAAUCAAGAUCUAAAUUAUUUCUAGUUAAUUGAUCAUAACCACCAUUAUCUCAUCAUUGUCACCGGCAGCAUCUUCAUCCUCAUUUGGUCAUUUUUUGUAUAACUCAUUCCAAUUAUACUUACCAAAUACAUAUCAAGUAUAUGUCAACAUAAUCAAGAGUUUCUUGUCAGAUCAACAAUUUAGAUUAAAUCUGGAAACAUGUGAACCAAUUGGCUGACAUAAUACGAGUUAGCAAUUCAAUUUCAAGUUCCAGUAAAUUCGUGGCCUGUUGAUUAUCACGGAAAGUUGUUAAAUCUCCCUUAAUCCAACUGCAAUCUCUAAUCCAAGGAAGAAUCUAUAUGGAAACUAAAAGAAAAAUAGUAUUUUAUUAUUACUGGUCAAUCUACUGAUUAUGAGUGUAUUUUAGAUACACGAGAAUCGCAAAAAAAUUGGACAAAAUGAAUCGGAUUAAGGUCAAGCCUAAACAAUCAGAUGGUAAAAGGUUAAAUCGCCCCACAUUUCAUCCAAUAAUUUACCAUGAAAACCUUGAAUAAUCAGCGAAACUAUUACAAAUUAACUUGUAACAAGUCUGUCCAACAAUCAACUAAUCAAAGUGAUCCUUGAAUCUACUCCUUUUCUGUCUCUCUUUCUAAUUUUCUAAUUAUUCUGAAGUAUAUAUUCUGAAUAUUGAUGAGAAAAUUUCAAACAAUACAAUCAGUUGAACCCAAAUGAACAACAAUUACAACCCGAUUUUCUGAUGGGACGAUAAAAAACCCAAUCAAAUGACUGCAAUUAUCCAAAUACUUUGGUUCCCAUCGAAACGAUCAACAAUUAACAUAACUGGUUGACAAAUUUACUUACAAUUUAAACUUAAACCUGGUCAAUAAUUUAAAGCAAUUAACUGAAGAGCUCGUGAAAUAAUAAUGAUAAUUUUUGGAGAAUCAACUUGAUAACUUGGAAAAAGAAUUUGUCAAAAUUUAAUUCCAAUUGAAUCUAGUGUAUUUGAGCGUUAGAAACUUUGUAAUUGUUUGCAAUUUAAUGUGUUAUUUUUUUCUGUUGAUUAUAAAGAAGAAAAAAAAGUUAAUCACUGUCAAUAAAAUCGGCUGGUUGAUUGUCCUAUGUAACAA
Molecule: messenger RNA, 3428 nt
Organism: Panonychus citri (citrus red mite)
Lineage: Eukaryota; Metazoa; Arthropoda; Arachnida; Trombidiformes; Tetranychidae
Product: 4-galactosyl-N-acetylglucosaminide 3-alpha-L-fucosyltransferase FUT6-like
Exons: 2
Coding region: 943-2259 (438 amino acids)
Cellular component (GO): membrane
Molecular function (GO): alpha-(1->3)-fucosyltransferase activity
Source: RefSeq, a predicted model, not a curated record